Molecule: messenger RNA, 3760 nt
Organism: Malaclemys terrapin pileata
Lineage: Eukaryota; Metazoa; Chordata; Testudines; Emydidae
Product: protein PML-like
Exons: 8
Coding region: 80-2419 (779 amino acids)
Biological process (GO): PML body organization; positive regulation of DNA-templated transcription; intrinsic apoptotic signaling pathway in response to DNA damage
Cellular component (GO): nucleoplasm; chromatin; PML body
Molecular function (GO): zinc ion binding; ubiquitin-protein transferase activity
Source: RefSeq, a predicted model, not a curated record
CCUGCUGAAGCAAUUACUCAGCAAAGGAGUGCCCAGAUCUCGCAGGUACAGUUCUGAUAGAGGCAGGGCCUCGUGGACUAUGGCUCUCUUGUCCCAGGGGAGACCAGGCAGCCUGCAGACCCAGGUGAUGGAGGAAGAAUUCCAGUUCCUGCUCUGCCAGGGAUGCCGGAAAGAACCCAGAAAUCCUAAGCUCCUGUCCUGCCUUCACACCUUGUGCGCCAACUGCCUGGAAGAGAACAAGCCUGUUGGCCAGUGCCCCAUCUGCCGCGCUCCCAUCCCACAAGCCAGUGGGAUCCCAGACCAGGACAACCUGCUCUUUGCCAAUCUGCAGGCCAAGCUGAGCACCUACCAGAAGAUCGUCAAAGGCAAUGACCUGGUCUGUGACAACUGUGGGCAAGAGGGAGAGUUCUGGUGCUCUGACUGCGAGGAGUUCCUUUGUGUCAAGUGCUUUGAGACCCACCAGAGGUAUCUAAAGCGAGAGAGCCAUGAGGCCAAGGCGGUGAGGGAUCUCAAGGUGGGAUCUGCCAGGGAGUUUCUUGUUGGUUCCAGGAAGCUCAGUAACUUGUCCUGUCCCAGUCCAACCCAUGCAAACCAGAUGCUGAGCAUCUAUUGCAGAGAGUGCCAAAAACCGAUCUGCUGCAUCUGUGCCCUGCUGGACAGCCGGCACACAGGCAAGCACUGUGAUAUCAAGGUGGAAAUCCAGCAGAGGCAGCAGGAGCUGGGAAGCAUGAGGGAAGAGCUGAAGAAGAAGGAGGAACUCUUCCAAGACGCCUAUUGUAAUCUGAAGAGCAAAGCUGACCACCUGGACCAGGUGAGGAAUGAAACCCAGGAGCUGAUCCGAAAGAGAGUUGAGCAGAUGGUGCAGCUGAUCCGAGAGAAGGAGCAGGAGCUGCUGGAGAUGGUGGAGAGGCAGCACCACCUGGGGAACGAGGAGCUGGAGGGGAAGCUGCAGCAGACAGAAGCCGUGCUCAAGAGGAUGGGGGCCAGCAAGCAGCUGGUGGAGAAGAUGCAUCUCUAUGCGUUGGACCAGGAGGUGAUGGACCUGCACUCCUUCAUCAUGGGGUCACUGGAGGAGCUCAGGAAGCUGCAGCCCUUGGCCGUGGGAGCCAGUGUCCAGGCUGGAGGCUUCGCCAAGUGUAAAGCCAGACUCCAGGCUCUGUUUGAAAGAGUGACUGGGGAGAGAGAAGCUGCCCCAGAUAAUUCCAGCAAGGCCCCAUCGUUGUCUUUACCAGCGAAGAGGAAAGGAGUCCAAACUGAGGUCCCUGCGAAGGUGAUCAAGACUGAAGCUGAUGCAGGCAAAUGGGAGCAAUCAGCAAGGAAGCACCAGCAGAAUUUGCUGGAACAACCGGGGACCAGCUCCUCAACAGCAAGCAGCUCUUCAUGUGUGACUGAUAGGUUCAGUGCAGCCAAAGUAGCUGACUUGCUGGAAAAUAACAUCUACGAACCAUGUGAGCCAGAUGAUCCCUGUUUGGACAGCUCUGAAGGGGAUGACAGUGAUGAAGAGUCAACAGACUCUAGUCGGCCAGACGACAUCAACAGCGUCAAUUGUGAGAGCAGCGAGGGAGAUCUCCUGGCCUUUCCUGCCGGCAGCCCAAAGGAACUCAACACGAGACAAGCAUCACUGCUCUUCUUUGACCUCAAGUUCUUGACAGCAAAUAAGGUCCUUCAGCUGGCUGUGGUGGAUGGAGAAAAGAGCUUUACCAUCUUGAUUCAGCCGCUGAAAUCUUUGCCUGGCUUGAUCUCAAAAGGUGGCGUCUGUGAGAUUGGUGUGAAGACCUUAUUCCGCUACCUCUGCUCUGUCCACAAACCCAUCUUAGCAGGGUAUGACCUCUGGUCACCAGCCCUUCCUGUCCUGUUUCAAUCCCUGGAUCUUCUUAGCAAGAAAGAGGAGUUUAGUGCAGCUGUCUUUGGUUUCCUGGACAUCUUGCCCCUGAUUAAAGAGAAGAUCCCCAAGGCUGGGAGUUACAAACUGAAGAACCUGGCCAACACUUACAUUUGGCGGCAGCUCAGUGAUGAUAGCCCCCUGGAUAAUGCAAAGGCCCUAAGGGAUCUGUGCACAGUUCUGGAGGUUGAUCCAGUGGAGGACCCAAGGCCUGUGCUCACCUGCUUUAAUCUGGAAUGUUAUGCGUCCCUUCAGCCAUUGCUGAAUGAGAAACUUCUCACUAAGCCUUCGGUGCAGAUGCUGUCCAUGCACAACAUGAGCCUUUCCAAGCUCCACACCUUAUACAUGAGGGACCCUGAGAAAGGGCUGCAGAAGUUCUGCAGAUUCUUCAAUUCUCGGCUGCCGAGCUCUGAGAAGAAAAUCCGAAAGCUAAGUAAGAUCAAAGCCCAUUUCCAAAGCCCACAGCCAUCAGCUGGGCACCAAGCAGCAGCAGCAAAUGAACUGCCACAAGCAAUAAAGAGUGAGCCAGACUACUGAAAUACAUCUACAGCUCAGACAAAUAUAUCUGUGUAUGGCACCUCAGGUAUGAGGCUGAGCAGCAACAUUCAGCUUUCAGGUCCAGACCACCAGAAUUCAAGAAGUUUAGAUUCACCAUUUUCAGUUUGGCACAUUAUCUAGAGCAGGGCCUGUUAAAAGCUCAUGUAAAGAUCUGAACUACGAAUUUCAGGGAUGCUUGGAUCAGCUGUUCUGAUGGGGGGGGGAGGGGCUCUCUCUCUCUCAUAUACAAAACUUUGUUAAGAUGAAGUGCUUAGGGUACUUGCCUAGGGAGACAUGGGUUCAAGACCCUGCUCCACCACAGAUCUCCUGUGUGACCUGGGGCAAGUCAUGUAGCCACUCUGCCUUAGUUUCUCAUCUGCACAAUAGGGAAAAUAGCCCUGCCCUGCCUUGCUAGAGUGUUAGGAGGCAGUGGUUAUAUCCUAUGGGACCAAAUAAGUACCCAAGAUAGACCGCAAUCAGGGUUGCAGGGCCAUAUCAGUGGCUUGAGGACAUACUGCCUGUCAGGAAUGUUAGAGUUAAAGUCCCUCAAGCAUUAAACCCCCCAAAGGUGCAGAAUUAAGGGUGCUGCUCUGAGCAGGACUCCUGGUAGUAAUAACACUGCAAUCUGACCAUACAUGGUUUCCCCCAGUGCUGCCAUCAAUGGAGUUGCACCAGUAGUUAUGGGACCUAAUUUUCUUAGUGCAGACAAGGCCUGUGUUACCUGAUGUAUCCAUUUUCUCCCUUCUGUUUGGUGUACGGCCCAGAUCCUCGAAAGUGUGUAGGCACAUAACUCCCAUUGAGAGUCAGGCACCUAAAUACCUUUGAGGAUCUGGACCUACAUGACCGGAGGGAGGACUCUGUCUAUCCAGCCAGCACUUCCUUGUAUUUAUUAUCACCAUCAGCCUGGAGAGUAAGCAACUUUUAUACAAUUAUAUGGACAAGAAUUGCCUAUGUGAUUGAUUCAGGGGGCUGGACUUGAUGACUUUUCACAGUCCCUUCCAGCCUUACAUGUCUAUGAUCGUGUCAGCAGCACGCAGGGCAAAGGGAAUUUUAAUUAUAAUAAAAUGAAAUGUCUUUGCUCCCCUCUAGAAGUGUGGCCUAGAUCCUCAAAGAUAUGGCACCUAACUCAUGUUGAUUUCAUGCAAGUUAGGAGCUUAAAUACCCUGGAGGAUCUGGACCACUGUCCUCUUUGCUUUUUUCUACUGACCCUGCACAUUUCCUGCUACUUUUCAAUGUAGAUUGCAAAUUCCUUGGGGCAGAGAAUCCAUUGUCAUUGAUGUUUGUAAAGGGCUAUGCACCUGUAUGUAAUCAUGUAAGUAAGAAAUAAAAUUCAUAAUUUGA